Molecule: messenger RNA, 1071 nt
Organism: Colletotrichum spaethianum
Lineage: Eukaryota; Fungi; Ascomycota; Sordariomycetes; Glomerellales; Glomerellaceae
Product: putative oxidoreductase
Exons: 2
Coding region: 1-1071 (356 amino acids)
Source: RefSeq, a predicted model, not a curated record
AUGGACGUAUCUAGUGAACACAGCGCAGCCCAGUCUGUAGCGGAAGGGGUUGCCAAAGCAAAGCUGCAGCUCCCAGCUAGUUGCGACCCGCCCCUAGUCGAUGGCGAGAGGAAGCAGUUGGUGUGGGUGGUGUUCGGUGGGACGGGCCAUAUGGGCAGGUCUCUUGUGAAGUCCGCCGUAUCCAAGGGAGAUCUUGUCACAACCGUAGGACGAGUUUUCGAAACGAGCCCCGAAGAUAUGGCCGUGCAUCAAGACAAGGACAAUUGCCUUGGGUUAUUAUGUGAUGUACGCUCGAGAAGCUCGGUGGCGCGCGUGAUUCACCGGACACUGGAGCGAUUUUUACGCGUCGACGUCGUCGCCAACUGUUCUGGAUACGGCGUCAUAGGUGCGUGUGAGGACCAGGACGAGCACGAGAUUCGGAAUCAGUUUGAGACGAAUUUCAUGGGUACUCUAAAUAUCAUCCAGGCCACUUUGCCCUACUUCCGCCAGCAGAACGGCGGCCGCUACCUUAUCUUUAGCUCGACUUCUGGGGCACUGGGAGUUCCCGGCCUCGGUCCAUAUUGUGCCACCAAAUACGCCGUCGAAGGGCUCAUAGAGGCCAUGCUCUACGAGACGGACUCAUUCAACGUCAAGGCGACCCUCGUGGAGCCGGGCUUCGUUCGCAGGGAUGAGCCCGACACCCUGGCCACCCCACUGCCUACCUGGGGCCAUUUUCUUAUCAAACCGGCGAGCGAGGCCUACGCACAAGCAACAUCACCAGCAUUGCAUGCCAAAAGGAUGGUUCAGUGGCUCGGUGACCGGCAGCCGACGAGUGCUGUCAAGUGUGCUGAGCUUGUCUGGCAGCUGGCCCACUGUUCGUACCCUCCGCUGCGGUUACUCCUGGGGAGCUAUGCCAUUGAGAGUAUCCGCGACAGGUUGCGGUCCGUCACGGAAGAGUUGGAGGACUGGAAGCAUCUGAAUUUCCCUGUUGCGCCUGAAGCGGGCGGAGAGAACGAAGGAAAGGAUGACAAGCCAGAUCAAGACGAGAGCAUGGCCGACUCGGGGCAAGAUGCGCCUAGUCAAGGGCCGUGA